CCCGGCUCCACCCCUGUCCCCGGAGCUCCACCAGCCGCCGCCAUGAGCAGCUUUGGAGCUGGUAAAACCAAAGAAGUUAUCUUCAGCAUGGAGGAAGGCUCCGUGAAAAUGUUUCUAAGGGGCCGUCCUGUGCCUAUGCUGAUUCCUGAGGAGCUGGCGCCCACCUACAGCCUGGACACACGCUCAGAGCUGCCUUCCUGCCGCCUCAAGCUGGACUGGGUUUACGGCUACCGAGGCCGUGACUGCCGGGCCAACCUCUACCUGCUGCCCACUGGGGAGGUGGUGUACUUCGUGGCCUCCGUGGCCGUGCUGUACAGUGUGGAGGAGCAGAGGCAGCGCCACUACUUGGGACACAAUGAUGACAUCAAAUGCCUGGCGGUCCACCCAGACAUGGUCACCAUCGCCACAGGGCAGGUGGCGGGCACCACGCGCGAAGGGAAGCCACUGCCGCCCCACGUUCGCAUCUGGGACUCAGUUUCCCUCUCCACCUUACACGUGCUGGGCCUGGGGGUGUUUGACCGCGCCGUGUGCUGCGUGGGUUUCUCCAAGUCGAAUGGGGGCAACCUGUUGUGUGCAGUGGACGAAUCCAACGAUCACGUGCUCUCUGUGUGGGACUGGGCCAAGGAGACCAAGAUAGUGGAUGGCAAGUGCUCCACCGAGGCCGUGCUGGUGGCCACCUUCCACCCCACGGACCCCACGCUGCUCAUCACCUGCGGGAAGUCCCACAUCUACUUCUGGAGCUUGGAGGGGGGCAGCCUGAGCAAGCGGCAGGGCCUCUUCGAGAAACACGAGAAACCAAAGUACGUGCUGUGUGUGACGUUUCUGGAGGGCGGCGACGUGGUCACUGGAGACUCCGGAGGAAACCUCUAUGUGUGGGGCAAAGGUGGAAACCGCAUCACGCAGGCCGUGCCGGGCGCCCACGAGGGCGGCGUGUUCGGGCUGUGCGCCCUGCGGGGCGGCACGCUGGUGUCCGGAGGGGGCCGCGACCGCCGCGUGGUGCUCUGGGGCUCCGACUACAGCAAGCUGCAGCAGGUGGAGGUCCCCGAGGACUUCGGCCCCGUGCGCACGGUGGCGGAGGGCCGCGGGGACACGCUGUACGUGGGGACCACGCGGAACUCCAUCCUGCAAGGCUCGGUGCACACCGGCUUCUCGCUGCUGGUGCAGGGUCACGUGGAAGAGCUAUGGGGCCUGGCCACACACCCAAGCCGGGCACAGUUUGUGACAUGCGGGCAGGAUAAGCAGGUGCAUCUGUGGAGCUCAGAGUCCCACCAGCCCCUGUGGAGCAGAACCAUUGAGGACCCCGCCCACUCGGCCGGCUUCCACCCCAGUGGCUCUGUGCUGGCUGUGGGCACGGUGACUGGCAGAUGGCUGCUGCUGGACACGGAGACCCAUGACCUGGUGGCUAUCCACACCGAUGGCAACGAGCAGAUCUCAGUGGUCAGCUUCUCCCCAGACGGGGCGUACCUGGCCGUGGGCUCCCACGACAACUUGGUGUACCUGUACACGGUGGACCAGGGCGGCCGCAAGGUCAGCCGCCUGGGCAAGUGCUCGGGCCAUUCCAGCUUCAUCACCCACCUGGACUGGGCCCAAGACAGCAGCUGCUUUGUCACCAACUCCGGGGACUAUGAGAUUCUGUACUGGGACCCAGCCACCUGCAAGCAGAUCACCAAUGCAGAUGCAGUGAGAAACGUUGAGUGGGUCACUGCUACUUGUGUCCUGGGGUUUGGGGUAUUUGGGGUGUGGCCAGAAGGAGCAGAUGGUACCGACAUAAACGCCGUAGCCCGUUCCCACAACAGAAAGCUGCUGGCUUCUGCAGAUGACUUUGGCAAAGUCAGCUUGUUUAGCUACCCCUGCUGUCAGCCUCGAGCCCUCAGCCACAAGUACGCUGGACACAGCAGCCACGUGACGAACGUGGCCUUCCUGUGGGACGACAGCCUGGUCCUGACCACAGGUGGCAAGGACACCAGUGUGCUGCAGUGGAGGGUGCUCUGAAGCCGGGGGUGGGGGGCG
Dipodomys spectabilis (banner-tailed kangaroo rat) is the source of this 2010-nucleotide messenger RNA. It is a transcript of the gene Eml2, whose product is annotated as EMAP like 2. Bases 43 to 1992 code for a protein of 649 amino acids. Gene Ontology annotation, molecular function: microtubule binding. Gene Ontology annotation, biological process: microtubule cytoskeleton organization. The transcript is spliced from 19 exons. The record is from RefSeq and is a predicted model, not a curated record. Gene Ontology annotation, cellular component: mitotic spindle. NCBI's taxonomy places the organism in Eukaryota, Metazoa, Chordata, Mammalia, Rodentia, Heteromyidae.